Oncorhynchus tshawytscha (Chinook salmon) is the source of this 3870-nucleotide messenger RNA. Its product is annotated as atrial natriuretic peptide receptor 1. The transcript has 23 exons. The coding region runs from base 575 to 3805 and encodes 1076 amino acids. Gene Ontology annotation, molecular function: guanylate cyclase activity; protein kinase activity; peptide receptor activity. The record is from RefSeq and is a predicted model, not a curated record. NCBI's taxonomy places the organism in Eukaryota, Metazoa, Chordata, Actinopteri, Salmoniformes, Salmonidae. Gene Ontology annotation, biological process: protein phosphorylation; intracellular signal transduction; cGMP biosynthetic process. Gene Ontology annotation, cellular component: membrane.
ACUGCCGCACACACACACACACGGGUUACCCUUGUGACCGGAGCUCCCAAGCGCUUGCGUAUUCAUCAGCGCGAGUGAGAGAUCGAUCCUUGUGUGCUGCUGUGUGAUUGAGUUGAGUUCAAUGUUGGCGAUGUGCGGAGAGAGGAAACCACCGCACGCACCUUAAAGAAUGACAAGCUCGGUUCAUCGGACGUCUUCGAUUAACUUUGGAUGUUUAGCUGAUGUCGACUUUUUACCAUUUUCUUCAAUGGAAUCAACAAGAGACUAGUAAAAUCGCAGCCUUCACAGGAACAGCAAAACAAUGUGUUGGAAUUUAGUCUAAGAAGCAGCGGCUUCAGAUUCUAAAUAACGAACGUGAUAAGACAUUAAGAUAUAAGUCAGCAACCUGCUGCAGAUAUUCAACUAUUGUGUUAUUAAUGAUCCCAAAUAUCAGCCAGAGCUAAGAGACAGUUGCUGGGAGAGUCACCGGGAGACCUUCUACCAAGAAACUCGAUAGGCUGUCCAGAGACAAUCUGUGGAAGAGAUACACAAAAUGGCGAGACAUAACCAUCGAUAUUGAGCCCCCCUGUGGUUGAUGGUGAUGCCUGAGCCCAACCCAGCAAUGCAGAAGACGAGAACUCGGUGGUGGCAGGGACGACUGGGAGUUCCUCUGCUGUUUCUGGUUUUCCCACUCCUCAGGACCGAACCGAUCCAACUCGAGCUGUCGUUCAAUGGACUUUCGGAGCCCCAGAAUGUGACACUGGCUGCUAUCCUGCCUUUGCACAACACUGAAUACCCGUGGGCCUGGCCUCGCGUGGGACCCGCUCUGAUCAGAGCUCUGGAGCGAGUCAAUGACGAACCCACCCUGCUGCCGGGCCACCGCCUCCGCAUCGUCUACGACAGCAGCGAAAGCAAAGAUGGAGUCUGCUCCGACUCAGUGGCGCCGUUGGUGGCCGUGGACCUCAAGUUCUCCUACGACCCAUGGGCCUUCAUCGGGCCUGGCUGCGACUACGCUUCGUCUCCUGUGGGCCGCUUCACCACUCACUGGGAUGUUCCCAUGGUGACGGCCGGGGCAGCGGCCAUCGGCUUCAACAUGUACACAUCCAUCACCAACACGGGCCCCACACACAAGAAGCUGGGCGAGUUUGGGGUGCGCCUGCAUCGCCAUUUUGGCUGGCACAGGCACGCCAUGCUCAUGUUCAGCGACAACAAAGACGACGACCGGCCAUACUACUUUACGGCAGAGGGGCUGUACACGCAGCUGCAGCUGGACAACAUCACCACAGCAGACAAGGUCUUCAAUGAGCAGACUGGACCCGUCCAGUAUGAUGACCUCAUCAGUGACAUAAGCCAGAGUGCCCGAGUGGUGUACAUGUGCUGCUCAUGGGACACUUUCCGGAGGCUGAUGGUACAGUUCUGGAGGGAAGGCCUGCCCCCGGAGGACUAUGCCUUCUUCUUCAUUGACCUGUUCGGACACAGCCUGAGGAAGCAGCCCGCUAGGCCCUGGUACAGAGGAGACUCAGACGACCACGCCGCCAAGAAGGCCUUCAGGAGUGUGAAGAUCCUGACCUACAAAGAGCCACAGAACCCAGAGUACAAGGAGUUUGUUUCCAACCUGAAGACGGACGCCAUGAACAUGUUCAACUUCACCGUAGAAGACUCGCUGAUGAACCUGAUAGCAGGAGGCUUCUAUGACGGCGUGAUGCUUUACUCUCAGGCCCUGAAUGAGACCAUGACAGAGGCAGGGGGCCGGCCGCGAGGGGACACCGUCACCAAGAGGAUGUGGAAUCGCACGUACCAUGGUGUUACUGGCUUGGUUCAGAUUGAUGGGGCAGGCGAUCGGGAGAUUGACUUUGCCUUGUGGGACAUGACUGAUCUUGACUCUGGGGUCUUUCAGAUCGUGUCCGUCUACAACAGCACCCUGAAGGAGCUGGUUCCAGUGCCGGGCAUGAAGGUCCAGUGGCCGGGGGGCGCCCCCCCCCAAGACAUCCCCGACUGUGGCUUCAAGAACGACAAGCCCGCUUGCUUAGCACGGACGGUCACUAUGCACCAGAUGGUGGCCAUCGUGGCUUGCUUCAUCUUCGUCAUCAUCGUCACUGUCACCGUCUUCAUCUACAGGAAGCUGAAAUUGGAGAAUGAGUUGGCUGCUCAGCUCUGGCGAGUGCAAUGGGAUGACGUGCAGAUGAGUGACCUGGAGAAAGUGCUGCGCAGGGCCUGCAGCAGACUCACCCUGUCUCUGAGAGGCUCCAACUAUGGCUCCUUCCUGACCAUGGAAGGAAACUUCCAGAUCUACGCCAAAACUGGCUACUACAAGGGAAACAUUUCGGCCAUUAAGUACGUCACUAACAAGAAGCGCAUCGAGCUCACCAGGAGGGUGCUCUUUGAGCUCAAACAUAUGCGUGAUGUUCAAAACGAGCACUUGACUCGCUUUAUCGGAGCCUGUAUCGAUCCUCCUAACAUCUGUAUCAUCACAGAGUACUGUCCCCGGGGCAGCCUGCAGGAUCUUAUGGAGAGCGAGACCAUCACCUUGGACUGGAUGUUCAGAUACUCUCUGAUCAACGACAUUGUUAAGGGAAUGGCCUUCCUUCACAACAGUGUCAUCGUCUCCCAUGGUAACCUGAAGUCCUCUAACUGCGUGGUGGACAGUCGCUUUGUCCUGAAGAUCACUGACUACGGGCUGGCUAGCUUCCGCGAAAAGUCCAAUAUGGAGGACACACACGCCUACUAUGCCCGGAAAUUGUGGGCAGCUCCAGAGCUGCUGAGGUCAGAUAGUCCCCCGCCAUGUGGCACACAGAAAGGUGACAUCUACAGCUUCGGCAUCAUUCUGCAAGAGCUGGCCCUGCUCCGAGGGGUCUUCCACGUCGAGGGGGAGACCCUCAGCCCCAAAGAAAUUGUAGAGCGCGUGGCGCUGGGCCAGUGGCCCUACCUGCGGCCCUCCCUCUGCCCCCAGAGUCACAGUGAAGAGGUGGGCCAGCUCAUGCAGCGCUGCUGGAGCGAGGACGUGAACGAGAGGCCCGAGUUCCACCACAUCAAGCUGCUGCUGCGCAAACACAACAGAGGUUAUGGGUCUAAUAUCCUGGACAACCUGCUGUCUCGUAUGGAGCAGUACGCCAAUAACCUGGAAGAACUGGUGGAGGAAAGGACACAGGCUUACCAUGAAGAGAAACGCAAGGCCGAGGCACUGCUCUACCAGAUACUUCCACACUCUGUAGCGGAGCAGCUGAAGAGAGGGGAGACGGUGCAGGCUGAGGCCUUUGACUCGGUCACCAUCUACUUCAGUGACAUCGUGGGCUUCACCGCCAUCUCAGCAGAGAGCACGCCCAUGCAGGUGGUGACCCUAUUGAAUGACCUCUACACGUGUUUCGAUGCCAUUAUCGACAACUUCGAUGUUUAUAAGGUGGAGACGAUAGGCGAUGCAUACAUGGUGGUGUCUGGGCUGCCCGUGAGGAACGGCAAUCUGCACGGCCGAGAGAUCGCCCGCAUGUCACUAGCCCUGCUGGAGGCUGUACACUCCUUCAGGAUCCGCCACCGACCUGCCCAGCAGCUCUUUCUGCGCAGUGGCAUCCACAGUGGCCCAGUGUGUGCUGGUGUUGUAGGACUGAAGAUGCCUCGGUUCUGUCUGUUUGGAGACACAGUCAACACAGCCUCUCGCAUGGAGUCCAAUGGGGAGGCCCUGAAGAUCCACGUGUCGGAGGCCACGCGCACGGUGCUGGACGACUUCAACUGUUUCCAGCUGGAGCUGAGAGGAGACGUGGAGAUGAAGGGCAAAGGGAGGAUGAAGACCUACUGGCUACUGGGGGAGAGCACCAGCAACAUGGCUUACUAGAGAGAGAGAGAGAGAGAGAGAGAGAGAGAGAGAGAGAGAGAGAGAGAGAGAGAGAGAGAGAGAGA